Suillus fuscotomentosus is the source of this 2721-nucleotide messenger RNA. RefSeq lists its product as uncharacterized. The record is from RefSeq and is a predicted model, not a curated record. The coding region runs from base 1 to 2721 and encodes 906 amino acids. The transcript is spliced from 20 exons. NCBI's taxonomy places the organism in Eukaryota, Fungi, Basidiomycota, Agaricomycetes, Boletales, Suillaceae.
AUGUCUCCAGUAUGGUUAUACGUACCAGCUAUCGGCGAAAUUCUUCAGCUCGUUCAGCUCACCCACGAAGAGCAUCCGUUCAUCGCUCUUACUACGGGAUCGUAUGUCGUUGUGGGGUAUCUAGCUCAUCACCUCCAAGUAUCACCUAUUUACUGCGAAAGGUCCUUCCAAGAGGCCCGGCCUUGGACUGGUCGGCUCACACAACUUGGGUGGCUGAUUAUUCCUGGAGAGAGGGAUACUACCCACCUUCAUGAGUUAUUCACAGCAACGUCAACCGGCGGCGCUCAUAUCAGCGCGAUAACCCCUACAUACUGUAGGGCCGACGCCAGAGGUGUCCCAAUGCCUACUUGGCUUCUCCAAGAGCUGUUGAACGCAUCAGUUGAAUUCUUCUAUGCUCCGUUUCCGGAUGGGUAUCCACCUCCCGCUCCCACCCCAGCACAACAACUCACGUACGAGGCGCUGCCUUUCGCUCAUUCAAGUGUUCUCGAUAAUACGCUCUCGGAUGUCUUCCUGACUCCCGCUUCUUUUGAACUCACACCCACGGAACUUCAAGAGCUCGAUUGUGGCUAUAACUACUGGGGGUUGUCCACUAUUGCCUCUCUCAAUGGUAUUGACGAUUCAGCCGGGCCCCUUUUGGAUGAAAUGGGUGAGGAUUUCACUGAGGAGCUGGCUCUCCAAGUUUUCCAUUCCGACCUACAAUGGAGAAAGUCUAGGAGUGGCGUAUGGACAACCUUGAACAGAAAGCAACGAGACGCCCUCACCCGCGCAAUGAAGAGGUCGCCUUGGUGGCGGGUCGUGAUGCUCACUAGGGCCCUGUUUGUCGCAGGUUUGUGGGUAGGAGAGCACCAAGCUCCGUUUAGGGUUUCUCAGACGGAAGUACGACAUCUGGUGACCAAUAACUUUCUCACCGCGCUUCACCUAGUUCACAAGACUUAUGAGGAGAUUCUGGAAGAACCAGUGAACAUCAAAUUCGCCAACGGAGAAACCAUUGCUGCAGGGUGGCCGGUGUUCCGUGUCAAUCUAGCUAAGGCCUUCGAUAAUUCAAAAGCAGAACUAAGGAAGGUGGUCAAAGGUGCAAUGUCACCAUACACCAGAUUCAUUGCCUCUUGGAAUGAGAUGAUCACGAGGAUCACUCACUUUGUGCUUCUUUUCAACUCGGGCAAAAGGGAUGAUGUGUAUCGGGCGAUUUCCGAGCUCAUCAAUGAACAAGUUUUCUUGGAGCUUGUUUGGGCAUCGCUCUUUCACCCAAUCAGCAAGUUAGCAGAUGGACAACAUAAGGGGCGGCUAGCAGAUCUCUUUCCAGAAGAAGUCUUUUCAAACUCCAACUGUCUGGCCCAGAAACCGGUGUGUAAUCUGAUGACAUUGCUCUAUCACUCGAUGGUUAUCAUCUUGAAAGAGAAACGCACAGGACAGAUCGACUACCAUGAACCAGAAGACAUGAACGAGAUUCUCAUGUCAGCUCUUGAAGACAUGUACGCCUAUCCGCAUUUGUUUCCGAUAUUCACGGAGGCAGUGAAGGCUCUCCCUUUCAUAAAGGCGAGCAAUGUCCUUCCCAUCGCCCCCAAGACAGGUCUUCCGAGAACCAUGACGGAAAGGAAUGGGAGGAAGAGAUUCAGGAAUAUGACGGACGUUGUGCCCAUCGAAAUCCAGCCAAUCGCUCUCUGCAAAGGAGGCUCAAACCGCGUUCCAAGCUCUCUGCAAAGGAGGCUCAAAUCGCGUUCCAGGCUCUCUGCAAAGGAGGCUCAAAUCGCGUUCCAGGCUCUCUGCAAAGGAGGCUCAAAUCGCGUUCCAGGCUCUCUGCAAAGGAGGCUCAAACCGCGUCUCAGGCUCUCCGCAGAGGAGGUUCAAACCGCGUCCCAAGCUCUCUGCAAAGGAGGCUCAAACCGCGUUCCAAGCUCUCUGCAAAGGAGGCUCAAAUCGUGUUCCAAGCUCUCUGCAAAGGAGGCUCAAAUCGCGUUCCAGGCUCUCUGCAAAGGAGGCUCAAACCGCGUCCCAGGCUCUCCGCAAAGGAGGCUCAAACCGCGUCCCAAGCUCUCUGCAAAGGAGGCUCAAACCGUGUUCCAAGCUCUCCGCAAAGAAGGCUCGAAUCGCGUUCCAAAAGGUCCUCCUUGGACUCAUAACGACAACAUACAUGUAAAGAGAGCAUCAAACGAAGCCCCAACUGGCGCAACUCAUAUCCCACGAAAGGAUAAUGUUUUAUUUGCUGACAUAUCGCCAGUCGCCAACUUACCAUAUCACAUUACUAAAACACAUCUCAUGGCAAGCACUCAUUCAAAUACUUCUUCAUGGGGCCCGAUGGAGGUUGACCGUGAUGAAUAUGAAGGGGAGGGGAUGCACUUAGAACCGAUGGACAUCUUUGAUGAAGGUGAUGUCAAUAUUGCGGGGAAUGACGCGCAACCGGAAUUAGUCUACAUGAUCGUCGAUGAUGACGAGGACGCGAUGGAGGUAUGCGACACUGCAACGUGGGACAGCGUUCAACCGGAAUUAGUCUACGUGAUCGUCGAUGAUGACGGGGACGCGAUGGAGGUAUGCGGCACUGCAACGUGGGACAGCGUUCAACCGGAAUUAGUCUACGUGAUCGUCGAUGAUGACGAGGACGCGAUGGAGGUAUGCGACACUGCAAUGCGGGACAGCGUUCAACCGGAAUCCAUGGUUGUUGAUCAAGUCGAUGGAGAUGUAGAGAUGUGCGAUCACUCGGAUGACAUGGAUAUCGACAUCUAA